UUGUUUUAGUUAUGUUUUUUGUUUUAUAAAUAAUCUAUAUUUAAUACUCCGUGCAUAUGUCCAAACAUUCAAAACAUAUCCAUCUCGUCGAAACGGCAGCAACUGUUGCUGGCUCAUGCCGAAGUUGCCAUUGCUAUUGCUAAUUUGCUACACCACGCAACGCACGCGCCCAAUGCCAAGCAUGGUCGCCCACGGCCCACCCCCAAAAGGAAUUGUUUUUGGUCGUGAUGCCACAAUCUGAUGCGGGCAGCACCAGCACAGCACCAACCGUCCGUAGAUCGAAAUGAAGCAUGCAAAUAAGCUUCCAGAGAGCUAAAGUCAAGCCCGUAUAAGCCACACGCACAUACGUUUGGUCUUCGCAGCAACCGAGACCGAAUCACAAAAUCCCUGGCCAGUUUGGAUGUCCUAGCUAGUAGCCUAUUACUGUUGUCCAAGCUCAAACAGUUUCAAGCCUUCAAGGCUUCAACUAUGCACCUCAUCAUCAUCAGCUGCCUCGCGGCCGUAUUCUUCCUCCACGUCGACGCCGCGCCGGGCACGUUCGUCUACACAGGGUGCUCGCCGUCGAGGUACGCGCCCAACACGGCCUUCGAGAGCAACCUCAACUCCCUCCUGGCAUCCAUGGCCUCCACCGCGUCCACCGGCGCCACCUACAGCAGCUUCACCUCCGGCGCCGGCCCGGAGUCCGAGUCCGCCGCGGUCGACGGCGCUGCGUCGGCCGCCUACGGCCUGUACCAGUGCCGCGGCGACCUGCGCCCGGGCGAGUGCGAGGCGUGCGUGCGCGACACGGUGUUGCGGCUCGGCGCGGCGGUGUGCGCCGGCGCGACCGCGGCGUCGCUGCAGUCGGACGGGUGCUACGUGCGGUACGGCGCCGCCCGGCGCAACCUCGUCGGCCGCGCCGACGACACCUCCGUGGCGUACCACCGGUGCAGCGCCGGCACGAGCGGGGACGCCUGGUUCCUCAGGUCCCGCGACGCCGUCCUGUCGGAGCUGCAGCAGGGCGUGGACGCCACCGCCACGGCCUCGUCGGGCGGCGGGUACAAGGUGAGCGCCUCGGGCCCCGUGCGGGGCGUCGCGCAGUGCCUCCUCGGCGGCGUCGCGGCGGCCGACUGCACCGCGUGCCUGGCGCAGGCGGUGGCGCAGGUCCACGGCACGUGUGGCGCCGCGCUCGCCGCCGACGUGUACCUGGUGCAGUGCUCCGUGAGGUACUGGACCAACGCCAAGUACGUCCGACCGUCGCAAGGUAACCCGGAGGAUGACGCUGGGAGGACCGUGGCAAUAGCAAUCGGUAUCUCGGCCGGGGUAGCAGCACUCGUGGUGUUCAUUUCUUUCCUCAGAAAAGCAUGCUCAAGCUAGCUACCCUACAAGGCAGAGACGCUGCGUGAAAGCACGGUCGUCACCGUCGAUCUCGUACCGCUACCGUCACGUUCAUUUUGCCGGGGACAAGAGAUUGAUUCACUACCUGCUUCUGCUCUUUAUAAAGCUGCCCGAACAGCAGUGUCAUGUACGUUUCUGUUCAGCUGUUGGAUAUGGCUUGAUUAUGAACUACUCCUACUACACAGGGUUGCCUUGCAAGUUGCAAGCAACAUUCGUCUAAUAGUUGGGCCGUGUUUAGUUCCU
Messenger RNA from Sorghum bicolor (sorghum), 1617 nucleotides. Its product is annotated as cysteine-rich repeat secretory protein 15-like. NCBI's taxonomy places the organism in Eukaryota, Viridiplantae, Streptophyta, Magnoliopsida, Poales, Poaceae. Gene Ontology annotation, cellular component: plasmodesma. The record is from RefSeq and is a predicted model, not a curated record. The transcript has 3 exons. The coding region runs from base 469 to 1353 and encodes 294 amino acids.